UGCCGGUUGGGAGACAGCAACCCAAGCGGUGGCUGCUUCUGGGGGGCCCGUGAGCUAGUUGACGUCAUCAGCCCCAAAAGGGCGUGAGCCCAGCAUCUUGUGGGGUGAUUUGGGGAAAAUAAGUUUUUGGUGUGACCUUUAGGUGUUUAAAGUGACGUCAGCAUUUAGAGGAAGUGCAGAUCAACUAUAUCUGUAGUCCCCAAAAGGUUAAAGGUCUUAUGCAAACAGGGGUCAAAGGUGGAAGUUAUGUUUAAUUAGGUUUAGUGGUCAGCUUUACUGAUCUGGGUUAAAACCUUUAUUUCCAUUGUGUAUAUGUAAGUAAUCUAGGAGGUCAGAGGUUAUAAAGGUGUGCAGGGUAGGGGACAAGCCCAGGUUAUAGUAACAUCCCAUCCUCUUGAGGCACUAGACUGCCAUGGUGGGUUCAGAGGUUUCUCUGUCCCAGGUCCAGCCCUGUUUCCAGCUCCUACGUAUGGGUGCUGAUCCUGGACCCUCUCCGGUUUCAAGCAAUGGUGGUGCACCUUACCUUGAUCUGUACACCUUUCUGCCAGACUUGCCCCGCUGCACCUACAAGCUUGGCUCCCACCCUGAACUGUGUGAUGUCCCCUUGCCAGGAAAACCACGUGUCCAUGCAGAAAUCCAUGCGGAGAGGGAGACCUCAGGUCAUGGGGAUUGGAAGGUCACAUUGCAAAGCUGUACCAACUGUGGGAUAUAUGUGAAUGAUACCCAUCUCGCGCGCGGUGAGAGAUUUGAGUUGACAGAUGGCGACCUUCUUCGCUUUCAAGAGAAAGUAUCCUCUCAUCCUACACCAGACAUAUAUUUUAUGUUUCAGCGAGUCAGCGUGCGACCUUUGGACUUUUCUGCCAUCACCUCCCCACGUGCUCGGAAAGUGCUUCCGGGUUUUACACCUGUUGUGGGCAGUCAGAGACUUAAAGGAGGACUUGGUGCUUCCCCUCACUACACUACUGGUGCCACAGUUAUCCUCAACUCAAUUGGUAGUAUCAGCAAAAUGAUGCGUGAAAAAAUGCAUAGCAGACUGGUGGUUGGUGGUGCGGUUGAGAUGCUAAAACCUUCCACUCCUGAUCUUCCUUUGCCCUCUCGUACUGGUCAGGAGCGGAGAAGCAGCCGGAGGAAAGCGCAACACAGGGUUUUGUGUGAGUUGGAAGAGGAGGAACAUGAUGACGAGGGUGUUGACAAGGAUGAAUCAGUGGGCAAGAGAAAGAGAAAAAGAGGAAGACGAAAGGAAGAGGAGAGAAUGAUGCAGCAGGGGGAGUCGGGCAGAAAGCCACGUGGUCGCCCCAGGAAGCACCCAGUAGUACCUCUGGUGGUAUCCCAGACUGUCUCCAGCGCAGAGCCCUGUGCAUCCCGUUCCUGCUGCCUUCCUCAAGAGGACACGGUCAGUUGGGUACAGUGCGACCAUUGUGACUCUUGGUACCACGUUGUGUGCAUCGGUCGGAGCUUGACUUCCCUACAGAACACAGACUUCCACUGCGGUUGCACGUGACUUUUGGGAAAACCAGUCUCUCUUUACUGUAUCUUCAGUUUUCCUUAUUCUUUGUCUGUUCUUCAUUUCGACUUUCACUGGCCUUUUAAACGUACGCUUCUCAAUUUUUUUUUUUAUUUUUUUUUCUAUUCAUGCAAAACAGCAUUUUAAACUUGGCAAUUUUUAUAUAUCCCCACCCGAUAUAAUGUUGAGGGACAGUAAACUGAGAUUGUACAAAAUAUGUUUUUAUAUGUAGCAAAACAACCUUGCAAUAUACUUAUUUAUUUUGUCCCCUUUUUUUAAAAAAAAUGUACAUUUGAAUACAAUGGAUUUCCACUUCUGAGAACUGGAAUUGCACACUGCAAAAUUCUCAAACCUAAACCUGCUCACAUAUCUGCCCCUGCCUGGCUUCAACGAACAGAUAAACUGCGAAACAGUGCAAGUAUUGUUGAGUGUAGCAAAUAAAAUGUUUACACUCACCUGACUGGUUUUAUACAAAGACAAGAGAAUUAUCUUGAAAUUACAAGGUUUGCUGUGUCUUUGAGAAUAAUACAGCUAAAUUAGUUGAGUACUUUUUACUAGAUUCAUAGGUUCAUGGGCAUCCAAGUACCACUUUGUCUAUGGGCAUUAGCAGAAUGUUUACAGCUGUUAGCUUCAUUUUAAAGGGACAUGAAAUCCGAAUUUGUUCUAUCAUAGUUCAAAGAAUACAAAUUUUUAAUAAACUUUGUUUGAAUUUAUGAGAAAUAUAGCAAUGGCAUGUCACAUAUUUAUAGUAAUAAGAAAUCUGAAAGAGUGAUACACAGAUAACAACCCACGCAUUGUGAAAAAAUCGCCAUAUUUAAAUGCUUUUUUACACGAAUAGCAAAAAUUUGAGUACAGUGUACUUUUAAUUUCUCUUAACAAAAUACACCUUAAUCAUGCUGCCAUACUCAACAGCAGAGGACAAAAAGCACUCAGACUUAACUUCCAUAUAAGACGGUUUGCUGCACUGUUGUUCAACAUAUUUUAGCCUCAAAAUAACCCUACAAAUGGAAAACCAUGGUCCUUGGGAAAAUUACACAAACAAUGCUAUGCUGCCUUUGUGCCACUCCAUUUAAGGACCAGUCAACACAUUAGAUUUGCCAAUCACAAAUGCAUAUACGUAUAGUCUGUGAAUUCUUGCACAUGCUCAGUAGGAUCUGGUGACUCAAAAAGUGUAAAUAUAAAAGACUGCACAUUUUUUUUAAUGGAAGUAAAUUGCAAAGUUGCUUAAAAUUACAUGCUGUAUCUGAAUCAUGAAAAUUUAAUUUAACCUGAGUGUCCCUUUAUUUUAAAACGGGUUAAUCUACUUGAGUCUUGAAUGCCAACCUUAACAAACAUCCAGUAUUCAUAAAACAUUUUAAUUUUGAUUCCAGUACAAAAUUGUAACACUUUAUAUUUUAAUAUCUUGUUGAUUAUAAUUUAUAUAUAUAUAUUUGUGGGUCAAAGGUGCCUUCACAGUGGCAGACGUUGGGCAUUUGUUUUAUCUUUAGAACACUUUUUAAGCAAACCGUGUUUGAUUGGAGGGCAAAUAUUGUUCAUUAAAAUUCUUGCUGGUAAAAGGAGUUUUAACGGGUUCCCUUUUGUAUAUUCCAGUUGCAAUAAAUUAAAGCACUAUUUACAAUAA
Messenger RNA from Bombina bombina (fire-bellied toad), 3125 nucleotides. RefSeq names its product transcription factor 19-like. The record is from RefSeq and is a predicted model, not a curated record. Gene Ontology annotation, molecular function: protein binding. The transcript is spliced from 3 exons. Bases 413 to 1501 code for a protein of 362 amino acids. Gene Ontology annotation, biological process: regulation of gene expression. Gene Ontology annotation, cellular component: nucleus. NCBI's taxonomy places the organism in Eukaryota, Metazoa, Chordata, Amphibia, Anura, Bombinatoridae.